AUUUCAGAUUUAUGUGUUUUCUUAUUUGGCAUGGAUUAAUUUACCGAUAGAGACAAAGGCAAAUAAAUGUGGAAAUGAUUCUAUGGAAUUGUAUGCAGCGGGAAGAUAUGACAGCGAGCCUUUCAAAAUGAACGAACAUGAUAUUAUCCAGCUCUACGGGGAAGAUGUCCAAUAUGUCAAAAAUGCGUUUCUAUCUAGCGACUCUACAUGCAACAACAAUGUAUAUUCUCUUGAAGAACAUGAAUUGGAUGACGACAAGAAAAAUCUAUCAGGAGUUCUUGUCGAAUACAAAAUUAAAAUCAGCUUGCUGCAAUCCAGUGAUGGUGUGAAACAUUUAUUUUUUUGUACAAAUCCAAAAAGUGUAGAUAUUGCAAGAAUGUUGGAGAUACCUGAAGGAAAAGAUAAAACUCGAGUCUACUUUAUGAUGCCACUGUUAGUACUUUGCCUCGGUUUAUCUGCAACAUUCUCUGGGCUUAAUCUUGCAAUAAUGUCAUUCAGCAUCAACGAUUUGAAGCUUAUUCAAGAAAGUGAUUCGGAUAAACUGAUGAAACAACGAGCUAUGGAUGUAAUGCGGCUUCGAAGAAACAGUAAUUUUGUACUGGUGACUAUAAUCUUUGGGAAUUGUUUCUGUAACAUCUCUAUCACACUUCUCAUGAAUUAUUUCGCCGAGUUUUAUGGAUUCGGAGGGUUUAUUUUUGUCGAAUUGAUAUCAACCGCAUUGCUCCUCAUUUUCACGGAAAUCCUACCGUCUCUGAUUUUUACCAAAAAUGCUCUUGCCAUUGCUAGCCGUCUACAAUAUUUUGUCAUUUUCACGAUGUGUAUCACUUCACCUAUCAGUUACCCACUGGCUAUGCUCCUAAAUAUCAUAUUGGGCAAGGAGAAUGCUGACGACAGUGCUCCGUUGGAUCUAGAUGCUCUACAAAUCGACGAGCUAGAAGAUGAGGAAGCCGCCGAUGGAAAUAAUUUUCAUGAGAUGAUGUCAGUUGUGAAAAAAACAAUUAAACUACGCGAGAAAUUAGCAAGUGAUGUGAUGACAGAGAUUGACAAAGUAGGAAUGUAUAGUGAACACCAACAAGUGACGCAUAGCUUCUUAUUGGAUGCAUACGAACAAGGCCAUUCACGUCUGCCAGUUUAUGAAGGGGAAACCAGGAAUAAGAUUCGUGGAGUUUUAAAUAUCACGGAUAUGAUGCUCCUGAUGGACGAUGAAGGAAGAGGAUCAGACACAGAUUUAACACUUGGAACUAUGUUAUCGGUUCUCGAAAAAAGAAGAAAGCAUUGUUUUGUUCUCGACACAAUGCCAGUCGAGCACUUCAUGUCAGAACUUCAACAAGGAUGUCCAAUGGCAAUUGUGGUUAGAUAUAAGGAAGUUGAUUCGGAAGAAGAUGGGACGGAAAUCUAUGAAGUAUGUGGAAUCGUUACUCUUGAGGACUGUAUCGAGGAAAUUCUUGGAGAAAUUUUUGAUGAAAAAGAUGCUCGACAGGAAUGAAACGUCACAUUCAUAAUUUCUUUUUUUCCUGUAUCAGUGUAGCGUUACAUGUAACCGAAAAGUCUUAAAAACUUGCUUUUUAUUCUUUCUGUAUUUUUGAAACGUAUUCCUUCGAGGGAUUUCAAAUAUUUAAUUUUCUAUUAUCGAAAAAAUACGAUCGCACAAAUUUCUCAUAAUUUAUUUUUUUUGAUCUACCUUGUUGACUAGGCUCCUCCCCUUCCUUCGACAAGACAGCCACAACGAAAUAACAACAUCAACAAGAUUGAGGGCGGAGUCAAGUUCAACAGGUAGAUCAAAAAUAAAUUAUGAGAAAUUUGUGCGAUCGUAUUUUUUCGAUAAUAUCAUU
This is a messenger RNA of Caenorhabditis elegans, 1832 nucleotides long. It is a transcript of the gene cnnm-4, whose product is annotated as Metal transporter cnnm-4. Gene Ontology annotation, biological process: magnesium ion homeostasis; transmembrane transport; determination of adult lifespan. Gene Ontology annotation, cellular component: plasma membrane. The record is from RefSeq and is marked reviewed. NCBI's taxonomy places the organism in Eukaryota, Metazoa, Nematoda, Chromadorea, Rhabditida, Rhabditidae. The transcript is spliced from 9 exons. Bases 83 to 1486 code for a protein of 467 amino acids.